Molecule: messenger RNA, 2349 nt
Organism: Pimephales promelas (fathead minnow)
Lineage: Eukaryota; Metazoa; Chordata; Actinopteri; Cypriniformes; Leuciscidae
Source: RefSeq, a predicted model, not a curated record
CUGUGAGUGGUCUUUGAUGCUCGAAGGAGCAAAUGUCCUAUGUGAACUCUUCAACAAGUGUUCCUGUGAUGAGAAAGUAAUGCAAGUUUGAAACGACAUGAGAAGUAUCUGGAUUGGUUUUACCCUCUGGCCGAGGAUCUACGGUUCCUCACAAGCUAGAUCCCACUUGAACUUGUCAGAAGAUUUCACACUUCGUCUGAAAACUCUGAGGAAUCCUUAAUAAACCCCAAAGAGAGAAAUUUGUUGCCAGCCGCUUGCAAACUUCUGUCACCAUGACAAGCACCACCAGUGACCAAAAGGCCGUCUCCUGCCCCCUGAUGGCCAAACCUCAUCGCCAGCGUCUGGUCAACAAGGACGGGCGGAGCCUGAUGCAAGGCAGUGCCCCGGGCUACAAGGAGACGUGGUUAGGUGCCAUGCGGGACAUGUGGGGGACGUGGCUGGCGCUGCGGUGGCGAUGGGUGGUGCUGGCGUUCUGUGGCUCCUUCCUGCUUCACUGGCUGCUGUUCGCAGUGUUGUGGUACCUGCUCGCCCGGGUCAACGGGGACCUGGAUGUGCCCAACCACGACUCCCCACCGCCUGGACACGUGCUGUGCGUCAAACACGUGACGGGCUUCUCCGCCGCCUUCUCUUUUGCUCUCGAGACGCAGCUGACCAUCGGGUACGGCACCAUGUACCCCAACGCUGACUGUCCAACCGCCAUAGCGCUGCUCGCCCUGCAGAUGCUGCUGGGACUCAUGCUGGAGGCCUUCAUCACCGGUGCAUUUGUGGCAAAGUUUUCCCGCUCUCAGAAGCGCUGUGAUGGGAUCCUGUUCAGCCCUCAGGCCGUAGUGUGCGAGGUCAGAGGUCGGCGCUGUUUGAUGUUCCGCGUGUGUAACCUGCUUCCAAGGCCGCUGGUGGACGUGUACGUGAGCGCCGUUCUCUACGAAGAACGUGGUGAUCACGAACUCCACCAAACUGCACUGGAAUUCAGCGUUGAUAACCUGGGGUCACGACCUUGCCCUCUUUUUCUGUCACCCUUGACCUUUUUUCACCCCCUAUCUCCCUCCAGCUCCCUAAACAACACCCCAACCAACCAAUCACACUUUGAGUUAGUGGUGUUCCUCACCGCCUCUCAGGAGAGCACGGGUUCUGGCUACCACAAGAGGACGUCCUACCUGCCCGACGAGAUCCAGUACGGCAGCUGCUUCACCAGGGUGACGUCUCUGCACGGAAAAGGCCGGAACAAAACCAAAAGCAUGCGCUAUUUUGACAUGCAGCCCUGUCCGCUCACACUCCCCAACACACACACCACAGACACACUGGAGAAAGAACACGUGGUGGUCCAGAUUAACGGGGAAGGCAGUGACCGGGUGGAGUAGCAGAGGUUGUGUUUUUAUGCAUGGGUGUAUAAAAAGUGUAUUUCAUAUCAUAACACAACCUUCAAUGUAUGACUUUUUUUAUCCUAAAAGACAACCUCGGUUAGUUAUGAUCUGUUAUGUUACUCCGUCCCAAUAAGAAACCAUUUUUGCUGCUAUGGACAUAAUGAUUCACACUUGCAUCCUUCAGUACUUCUGAACAAACCAUGACAGAUGUUUAAGACCAUGUCUUCAUCUGGAAAUUACAGGAAUCUCCAGUGAUUUAUUAUGAUCAUUUUUCACCCUGAAUCCACUGACACCACACAACCAUCAUGUUUGAGCCCUUAUUUAUUUGGCACCUGGAUAUUGUUAUUGCGUUAUCUAUCUGACUCAGAGGUUUCAAUUUAUAAUUAUUAAAGCCCUACAUGGACAGGUUUCAUCCUGGUUCAUAAAGUGUUUUUAUCAAAAUACAUGAAUGUUAGAGAAAUUCACCCAAAAAUGAAAACGUAUUUACUUUGCCUUGUUUCAUGUACAUUAACACCCCUAUUAAGUGCCUCACCAAAGUCAUUAAAUGGACAUUUGGAUCGAUAGAUCAAACACUGUACUGAACAUUAACAAUGAUGUAAAUAAUAAAGUAUAUACAUAAAUAAAUAGAUUAUUUACUAGAUUAUUUUUGGGAAAUAAAAAUCACAACAUUAUCAGUGCAAUGCAAUCUAUGCAAUAAAACAAAAUACAUUAGAUCAAUCGUAUUGGUGGCGCAACACUGUAUGAUUUGUUUACUGUAGAAAUGAUAUAGCACAUGCUGUCUGUCACUCAGAAAAGGCUGAUUACUAAUAGGCCUAUAUGUAUAUUAUAAAGCUUGAUUGUUAAACUCUGGAAGGCUGGAAAGAAUUGUGUAGUAGUUUAGUUUUCUGCCACUAAUAAAGCUACACUGAGUGGCAACUAAUCUGUAAAAGAAACGCCUUUAUUUUGAUAUGUGAAGCACCAAAACUGGAUUAAAAUAUCUGUGAAAAUA